AUGCGUAAGGACCUGAAGUUUGAGGUAGGUGGAAAGGUGUUGAGGUUUGGCAAGAGGGGUAAGUUGAACCCUCGUUCCAUUGGGCCAUUUGAGAUCUUGGAGCGGGUUGGCCCUGUAGCAUACCGGCUGGCCUUGCCCCCAUUUCUUUCUGCAGUCCACAAUGUUUUUCAUGUUUCCAUGUUAAGGAAGUACGUAGCAAACUCAUCUCAUGUUGUAGAUUAUGAGCCUUUGCAUUUAAAUGAGAACCUGAGCUACGAAGAAGAGCCUAUUCGAAUCCUGGCCAGAGAAGUGAAAGUUUUGCGCAACAAAGAGAUAGCUUUGGUGAAGGUUCUUUGGCAGAAUCACCAGUUUGAGGAAGCAAUGUGGGAGCGCCAGGACGACAUGAGGAUGCAUUAUCCCGAGCUUUUUCAGGAUUAG
Molecule: messenger RNA, 417 nt
Organism: Benincasa hispida (wax gourd)
Lineage: Eukaryota; Viridiplantae; Streptophyta; Magnoliopsida; Cucurbitales; Cucurbitaceae
Source: RefSeq, a predicted model, not a curated record